Messenger RNA from Amoebophrya sp. A25, 2089 nucleotides. NCBI's taxonomy places the organism in Eukaryota, Dinophyceae, Syndiniales, Amoebophryaceae. The record is from the annotation of a GenBank genome assembly.
AGCGGGAGGAGCAACGUCUAAAGAAGACGAAGACUAUGGAAAUACACGAAUUGUUCCAAUUUAGAAUGGGUCCAUUCAUUCAUUCAUAAUUACACUAGGUCAUAGGCACGUGUUCGCAUGGGUAAAGUAAAGCGUUGAGUACUAAGAUGAUCGCCGCUCUUAUUGGAUGUUGAUGACGAAGGUGGAAGAAGGUCGUAGAAGAAGGUGAUGGUGGAAGAUGAGAGGACAUAAGAAGAUGUAACACAAGUCUCGAGAAAAUGCAUGGGCCUGUUGGCCGCUGACUAUUGUUCUAGUUGAGUUGAUCAUGAUGAUGACAUUUAGCAUCGACAUAUAUGCUAGCGUUGUGUGACUCUCCGAUUGUUGUAGUUUUUGGCUCUCCCGGUAUGUAAGUUUUUUAAGUGGGGUUUUUUUAUGUAGUUGGAUGGGCGGCAGCAUGUAGUCCUAUGAAGAAAAAAAAUAUCCGUAGACCAUUUCCUCAAGGAGAUGCGGGGCUCUCGAUACGAAUUGAAAAAGUUGUUAUUGACCUUGAGUUGUAGUUGUAUUUCAUGAUCGGCUUCAUGUUCAGGGAAAGAACUUAGUUCUUGGAAGACGAUUUCUUCUCUGUCGAUUCAUUUUAUAUAGAUACUACAGUAGACUGUAGAGUCAUUUUGUUUCUAAGAUUGAGAAACUGAAACUAGCUUGGGCGAUGCAUAAAGCGAGGAGACAAGUCUUCACCGAGAUGAUGGGCGGAACAGGAGAAGGACAGCCACAGGAGCUUAUGUUAUAACCCUAACCCACAGGAGUAGUACAGCUUAUAAUGUUACAACUAGAGCUAGACUACUCGUUCAACAUAAGAAACAAAUGUGAUAGCUGCGUUGCCGAUGCCGUCGAGAAAAAUUCGAACUAAUGUCCUUAUCGAAUAUCAUUUUUCCUUCUCCUUUAAGAUUCUAACUUCAAAUCAAGUACAAGGGGAGCAAAUCAAGAGGACCAAAUCAAGUUGUAGACUAAUCUACGAGUCUAAGUAAUAAAAUUCGACCACUAGUGCAAAAACAAAAUGCGAACAAGAGGGAGAGGCAGAUGGGAACAACCACGAAGACCGCAUGAACAGCUAUAUUGGAAAACCGCCUCCGAAAAUCCCAAAGUUAAGACCUUUCAAUGAUAGGGAUGAAGCAAUUUCAAUCAAGAAAGCUACAGACUAUUAUUGCAACCAAGCAGGCUACUUACACACGAGUAUUGCAAUCAAGAAAGCUACACACUAGUAAUAGGAUUUAGUAGGAAUGAUUAUUUUGGUGUCAACAUCCGUAGAGAAGUAGUAGUACCUCCGGUACAUUAAUUUGAAAACCAGUUACUAUAUACUAGAAUUUGUACAACAGCAUCUACUUCUACUAUUAAUACUAGUGCAACAACAACGGGUUGAGGCAAUUGAAUGUUCGAUUUCCACUCCUACUAGCAUUUUUACAACUAGUACUAUAGUUCUAACAAAAACAACGGAGCAGUUGAAGAGCAUAACGCCCACUCUGGUGCACUGGACAAACGUAAUGACGAAUCGGAACAAAGCCGUACUUGAGCAAACCACGUCGACGGGGACCACGACAAGUGGAGUUCUAGGAGAUUUAUGCUGAGGCAUUUUUUAGACUUGUAGAGAAGCUCUAUGUCUAUGGUGCAGUAUGUUUUUCUUGAUGAAUAGAUCACUAAGUACUUAACUGAUUGUUCUGAUUUUUUUCUCUUUCUAGUUAGGGCUCCAAUGGAAUUAUCUAAGGUUUACAAGGUUAUACUAGCUGCGGAGUUUUUGAUAAAAUAGAAUUAGAACAAGUUACGCGGCCUACGUAGUACUAGUAGUUCCUUCUUCUUUGAUGUAUUUCAAAAAAAAAUUUUCUUCGUAUUUCUUGAUAGAUAUUUUGAUUUUUAUCGUCGGUCGCUUCAUAGAAGUCCUGGGGGGACACUUCGUCGUCAGCCUCCGGCACCGCAAAAGACUCAACAGCUGCUUCAAAAAAGUCAAUCCAGACGGGCAUCCACUACUCUCAGCGGGGUAUCUGCUUCAGCGACCCAAGUCAAUCCAGACGGGCAUCCACUACUUUCACCACUAAUGGUGUGGUCGCGGACCAACAGC